AUGAGCGCCCGUAUGCAGUUUCCGCUGUCGCAGCGGCGGCACACCAACAUCGCCGUGGUUCGGUAUUCAAAGAAUGGGGUCAAGCUCGAGAUUGCAUGCUACAAGAACAAGGUCAUCUCGUACCGCAGCGGUACGGAGAACCGCUUGGAUGAGGUACUCCAGGUCGAGCGCAUUUUCGCGAACGUCGCUCGUGGCUAUCUCGCCUCGGAGAAAGAAAUCCAGACCGUCUUUGGGGGUGAGAUGACGGAAGCGGAAGCGAUCAGGUACAUGCUGGACCACGGCGAACUGCAGGUGGCGCAGCAGGAACGCGCGGCGGAGGUGGAUGAAAUGUUCAAGGACAUCGCGGUCAUUAUCUCGCAAAAGUGCAUCAACACCAAGACGCAGCGCCCCUUCCCCCCGCAGGUGGUCGAGCAGGCACUCCGCUCCAUCGGGGCUGCCGUGAAGCUCGAUCAGUCGGUAAAGAAGCAAGCGCUGGGCCUCAUUCACCUCCUCAUCGAUUCUGACAUUCUCCCCAUCGCGCGGGCCAACAUGAAGAUUCGAUGCACGACGACAUCCGAGGCGGCGCUCGAGAAGCUGCGUGGUUGGUGCCGCGACAACGACGCCGAUGUGGUGAGCGACUCGGUGACGGGCAAAACUAGCGACGGCGGCAGUGGCAAUUUCGGUCAUGCGCUGCUGCUGCUCAUGCAGCCAAACCUGUUCCGCGACCUCGACCACUUUGUAAAGGAGGCGCUCCCCUCUGGAAGCACGAUCCACAUGGUGGAAGCAGCCGUGACGGAGGUGGGUGACUCGGAUGUUCUGCUCGACGCCAACGCCGUCUCGCUCGCCAACGCGCAACCAGGACGUGCAGAGGAAGAGGCUACCAUGGCUGGCUCGAGACGCGCGGCAGCCGCCCCAUCGUCGUCGUCCGCCGGCGAGGUCAACCGUGGUUGUAGUGAUGGCCGCGGUGGUGAGACAGGCAUGAGCAGCAACCUCGGUCAGGGCGCGGAUAACGCCUCUAAUGGGCAGCACCAGAGCGAUGGUGAAGGCAAGCGGGGCCGCACGGGCAAGGCGAAGGGUACCACGCGACGCGGCCACCGAGGUCGGCAGAGCAACAACAGCGAUGGCGACGAUCUACUAGACGGCAGCACGGACGGUGCUGCGGAGGGUGGAUUAGGGGUCGACCACGACAUCGCGGCUGGGCUACAGAGGCUUGGCCUGGACCCCUCACAUGACCUCCAAGACGACAGCGACGAUGAUGGGGGCCGCGGCCGCGGAAGCAGAGGCAAGAAGAAGAAGAACGCCAGCGGCACUGGCGGCGGCCCCUACCAGAGCCAAGGCGCGGGGGGAAGGAAGGCCGGCGGUGGUGCCGCAGCGGUUGACGACGAUGACAACGCCGGAAAGGGAAAGAAGGGGAGGAAAAAUGCGAAGAGCAAAAAGGUGGCGGCAGCAGAGAAAGCAAAGCCGGGAGCGGAGGGAGCCUUCAGCGACAGCGACGAGGAACUGAUGGGCAACCGUAAGCAGCGCGCCAAGAAGCAGCAGGAGACGCGGAUGCAGCAGGGCGGCAACGACUGGCAUGAGGAAGACUUUGACUACGGCGAAGACGAGGAGGCGGAGGUGCAGUUGAGCUAG
This is a messenger RNA of Leishmania major strain Friedlin, 1608 nucleotides long. RefSeq lists its product as hypothetical. Gene Ontology annotation, biological process: ribosome biogenesis. The transcript has a single exon. Bases 1 to 1608 code for a protein of 535 amino acids. Lineage: Eukaryota; Euglenozoa; Kinetoplastea; Trypanosomatida; Trypanosomatidae. The record is from RefSeq and is a predicted model, not a curated record.